Messenger RNA from Rotaria sp. Silwood2, 951 nucleotides. The record is from the annotation of a GenBank genome assembly. NCBI's taxonomy places the organism in Eukaryota, Metazoa, Rotifera, Eurotatoria, Philodinida, Philodinidae.
AUGGAGAAUUUCAAAUAUGGUUACUUUGAUACCAGCAAUCGACCACCACCAAUUCAAGUAAAACACCUUCAAAAUGGUCACAUUGUUGCCACAGCUUCUCAAAAGUUGUGCAUUUUUAAACUAUUUCCGAUAAUCUAUUACGACAUUAUUCAUCAUUUACCAUCAUUUAUCGUCUAUAAAAUUCUACGUGAAAUCUUAGAUUUAGUUUUAUCGUACCCAUUCAGAAAGCAAUGGUUACCUGUGCUUGGAGAUUUGUGUGAUUCACUUCAUCAAAUGAUGCUAAUACAUUUUCCGAACAAAAUUGUACCAAAAUUACAUUUUGUUCGUGAAUAUGAACGAAUAACACAUGAUUAUGGUCCAGCAAUUAAGCAAUGGUGUUUUAGAUAUGAAGCAUGCCACUUGUAUUUUAAAAAGAUCACGAUAAGAACAAAUAAUUUUAAAAACACGCCAAAAAUGCUUGUAACCCGUUAUCGUCUUAAACAAUGCUUCAAAUUUGCAAGUUUAUCUCGUAUUAAAACUUUCGAUUAUGCCGUAGGAAUUAAAAAAAUUCGAAGCACAUGUUUUAAUAUGUCGAUGAAAAACGUGUUGCUAAAUCAUUUUGGUCGUAUUGAUCUUGACGAAGAUUUAAAUCAAUGUAAAAAAUUGAUUCAUGAAAAUAUUGAAUAUUCUCGAUCAGCUGUAUAUGUAAUCAACAUAAAACCUUUUAAUGAACAACCAAUUUUCGCUCAAAUUAUUUCUAUUAUCAAAAUGGAAGAGAAGUGGUGGUUGUUGGCGGAUAUGCUUGAUACUAUUUCGUACGAUGAAGAAUUAUUCGCAUGGGAAAUCAUAUCGGUUGAUCGUUAUUGUAUUCUUGAUCCAUGUCAAUUGAAAUAUUAUUAUAAAGGAUUAGAUAUUUACCAUGUGAACAACUCCAGUUUUGUUUCUUUUAUCACUCGCCUCACGUCAUAUUAA